GCCGAGGCCACCGGGGCGGGAGGGGGGAAAGAAAAGGGAAUUCCAACCUGUGGAAACUUGGGGGUCCCCGAGGUCGCCUCCUUCCCAUUGACUGUGGAUGGUGCCAGGGACAGAGCCUCUGGAGGCUCGUGGGAGGUUUUGGGGUCCGCGGGGUGAGGGCGGAGGGGAGUGUCAGAGUGCCAGUGGGGUACCGGAGUUCCAAACUUAGAAUCUUGAGGCCCUCGGGGCUCCGGCGCCGGGGAAAGAGAGCUCCGGCCGCCAUGCGGGACAGGACCCACGAGCUGAGGCAGGGGGAUGACAGCUCGGACGAUGAGAACAAGGAGCGGGUCGCGCUGGUGGUACACCCGGGCACGGCGCGGUUGGGGAGCCCGGACGAUGAGUUCUUCCAGAAGGUCCGGACAAUUCAGCAGGCUAUUGUCAAGCUGGAGAAUAAAGUCCGAGUGUUGGAGAAGCAGCAGGUCACCAUCCUGGCCACGCCCCUUCCCGAGGAGGGUAUGAAGCAGGACUUGCAGAACCUGCGCGACGAGAUCAAACAGCUGGGGAGGGAGAUCCGCGCGGAGCUGAAGGCCAUAGAGCCCCAGAAGGAAGAAGGUGAUGAGAAUUACACCUCGGUCAACACGAGAAUGAGAAAAACCCAGCAUGGGAUCCUGUCCCAGCAAUUCGUGGAGCUCAUCAACAAGUGCAACUCGAUGCAGUCCGAGUACCGGGAGAAGAAUGUGGAGCGGAUUCGGAGGCAGCUGAAGAUCACAAAUGCUGGAAUGGUGUCUGAUGAGGAGCUGGAGCACAUGCUGGACAGUGGGCAGAGUGAGGUGUUUGUGUCGAAUAUACUGAAGGACACACAGGUGACUCGACAGGCCCUAAAUGAGAUCUCGGCCCGGCACAGUGAGAUCCAGCAGCUUGAACGCAGUAUCCGUGAACUUCAUGAGCUCUUCACUCUUGUGGCUGCUGAGGUGGAGACGCAGGGGGAGAUGAUCAACCGGAUUGAGAAGAACAUCCUGAGUUCAAUGGACUAUGUGGAACAUGGGCGGGAAGAUGUCAAGAUAGCCCUGGACAACAAGGAGAAGGCGCGGAAGAAGAAAGUCUUGAUUGGCAUCUGUGUGUCCAUCACUGUCCUCAUUCUGUUGGUCAUCAUUGUCAUCGCUGCAUUGGUUUGAUAGCGUCGCGCAUUCUUGGUGAGAUAUUAUGGGCCUGCCCCCUGGCCUGCCCCAUCCCUGGCCCCAGCCUUUCCUCCUCCCCUUAGACCCUCUUCUCCCUCCUUCCCUUGCAGGCACUAAGAGCACCAGGGAUCCAGGGUCUGCCUUCUGUCUCAGCAGCUGGGGGGGUGCAGGACAGAGCCUCCAGCUGGACCCCCUUCCUCACACUGGCCCUGUGCAUAGAGGCAGUUUUUCUGGGGUUGGCAGCCACUCAUUCAAGGGGGCCUGCAUCCUCAGGCCACAAUGCCUGAGGGAGGGCCUGCAGUGUCCUGUUUGGCUGGGACACAUGGUUUUGUAAGAAAUUAAAAAAACGCUUGGAGACUCCCCUGUGCAUGUGUGUUCCUGGAAGGGCUGGCCCGGGGCCUCCAGGUAUCCAGUCUCUCCACCUCCUGGCCAUCCUUGGGGCCAGGCUUAGCCCAGGAAGGCUCAGAUCAGACUGUUCUAGGCGCUGUGACCACAGCAGGCUGGCACUGCCCUUCCACUCUCCUACAGGAAUGAAUAGGAACAAGAGGGGGUAACACCCACAUCUGGCUCAGUACUGUCCCUGGGGAAAGACCACUGUGAGUACCUAACUCGGAAGCAGUGAGGCUGGGCCAGGCCAGGCUGGAACACAGGUGAGACGUGUGUGUGGCAUCGGUGGACAUUCCUGAGGCCAAAAGGAAGAGGCACC
This is a messenger RNA of Ceratotherium simum simum (southern white rhinoceros), 1863 nucleotides long. The record is from RefSeq and is a predicted model, not a curated record. Lineage: Eukaryota; Metazoa; Chordata; Mammalia; Perissodactyla; Rhinocerotidae.